Cajanus cajan (pigeon pea) is the source of this 1493-nucleotide messenger RNA. RefSeq names its product protein trichome birefringence-like 19. Gene Ontology annotation, molecular function: O-acetyltransferase activity. The record is from RefSeq and is a predicted model, not a curated record. NCBI's taxonomy places the organism in Eukaryota, Viridiplantae, Streptophyta, Magnoliopsida, Fabales, Fabaceae. Gene Ontology annotation, cellular component: Golgi apparatus.
UAUCUUUCUCUCAUCUUCUCUUUUAUUUUUCUCUUCUAUCACUUCCAAAAUGAAGUUCCUACAUUUUUCACUUUUCCGUGGGAACAAUAGUUCAAAACAAGCUUUGUCAAAAGUGACUAUACAUGUAUUCUUAACCCUACUUAUAUUUAUUCUCACCACACUAUCAUGUUCUUUGUGUAGUUACUAUUCAUUGUUGAAGAACAAUGAAUAUAAGCAGCCAUCUUUUGAAAUUGAUCAUGAUUUGAAGGAGCCAGAAAUAAUCAUGUCCCCAACAAAUGUGAAGAAGAACAAGAAGUGUGACAUUUUCAGUGGUGAAUGGGUGCCAAAUCCAGAGGCACCAUAUUACACAAACACAACAUGUUGGGAAAUUCAUGAGCACCAAAAUUGCAUGAAAUAUGGGAGACCUGACUCUGAGUUCAUGAAGUGGAGGUGGAAGCCUAAUGAAUGUGAACUUCCUAUUUUCAACCCUUUUCAGUUUCUAGAAAUCAUGAGGGGAAAAUCAAUGGCUUUUGUUGGAGACUCCAUAGGCAGAAAUCACAUGCAGUCAAUGAUUUGCCUACUGUCAAGGGUGGAGUUUCCCGCAGAUGUAUCAUACACAGAUGAGUAUGCCUUCAAGCGAUGGACAUACCCGAGCUACAACUUCACAAUGGCUACUUUUUGGUCACCCUAUCUAGUUAAAACUAAAGAAGUGGAUUCAAAUGGUGGUCUCUUCAACCUUUAUCUUGAUGAGUUUGAUGAAAGAUGGACCACUCAAAUUGAAGAGUUUGACUAUGUGAUCAUCAAUGCAGGACAGUGGUUCUUGAGGCCAAUUGUAUUCUAUGAGAAACAAAAAAUUGUUGGAUGCCAAUACUGUUCCUUUGAAAAUGUCACUUACUUAAGCUGGCACUAUGGCUAUAAAAGGGCUUUUCGAACUGCAUAUAAAGCCCUCAUUAGUGCACGAAACUUCAUGGGUGUCACACUUCUUAGAACAUAUGCACCAUCUCAUUUUGAGAAUGGGGUGUGGGAUAAAGGUGGGAAUUGUGUGAGAACAAAGCCGUUUAAGAGAAAUGAAACAAGCUUAGAUGGCUACAAUUUGGAGUUAUAUAAGAUGCAAGUGGGGGAGUUCAAAACUGCAGAGAAAGAAGCCAAAAGGAGAGGUUUGAAAUUCAUGUUACUUGACACCACACAGGCAAUGUUAUUGAGACCAGAUGGUCACCCUGAUAAAUAUGGACACCCACCAAAUAAAAACUUGACAUUACCUAAUGAUUGUGUGCAUUGGUGCUUGCCAGGACCCAUAGACACAUGGAGUGAUUUUCUACUAGAAAUGUUGAAAAUAGAAGAUGUGAAAUCUACCGGUAAUGAAAGCUUUCCAUUAUAGAAAGAUUGAUGAGUAGAUUCAUAAACAUCAUUAAUUUCUAUUUUUUUUAUUGCAAUCUAUCAUUGCCAAAAAUUUUCGUGUAAUUUAUGUGUUAGGAUAAAUGAAACUUUGUAAUCAUUUUUUGUUAUUUGUAGAG